Molecule: messenger RNA, 5906 nt
Organism: Antechinus flavipes (yellow-footed antechinus)
Lineage: Eukaryota; Metazoa; Chordata; Mammalia; Dasyuromorphia; Dasyuridae
Gene: BMPR1B
Product: bone morphogenetic protein receptor type 1B
Exons: 12
Coding region: 441-2045 (534 amino acids)
Biological process (GO): BMP signaling pathway; protein phosphorylation; cellular response to growth factor stimulus
Cellular component (GO): plasma membrane; signaling receptor complex
Molecular function (GO): transforming growth factor beta receptor activity, type I; ATP binding; SMAD binding
Source: RefSeq, a predicted model, not a curated record
GAGCACAGUGAGCAGAGCAGAGUCAAGCAGAGCCCAGCAAGUGUUAGGGUCAAUAUUUAUAGAUCACUGCCUUCUGGAGCUGCCUCCAGGAGAGGGCCAGGGCCAGGGCAGGCAGGCAUGGAAAGAGAAAAAGCCUUCAGUGCAGGGGAGGCAACUUGGAGUUUGAAUUUCCACUGCUGAAAAAAUUUUCUUUUUGACCAUGAGGUUCAAGCUUUCCCUGCUGAAUCAUAACACUUUCGCACUGAGCUAUGACAAGGGAGGGGAAAAAAAGCUAAAAGAGCAAGUCUGUCUUGAGUCAGAAGGCUUGCUGGCAGGCUAGCCAGCCCGAAGAUCUGACAAGAGUAGCAGCAGCAAAGGAAGAUCAGUGAAAAUCAGGCAAGGCAGCCAACGGGCAGGCGGCUUAGCCUGCAAGGAAGCAGGACUCCUGCUCUUCUGCUGCAAUGGGGUGGCUGGAAGACCCAACCUGGCAGCUUCACAUUCAUUUUUCUUUGCUCGUUCUGCUGUGCAUGCACACACGGGCUAAUUUCCUUGACAAUAUGCUUUUGAGAAGUUCGGGAAAGUUGAAUGUGGACAGCAAGAAGGAAGACGGUGUGAUCACAGCCUCCACCCCUCGGCCAAAGGUCUUGCAAUGCAAAUGCCACCAUCACUGUCCUGAAGACUCUGUCAACAAUAUUUGCAGCACAGAUGGCUACUGUUUCACUAUGAUAGAAGAAGAUGAUUCCGGAAUGCCUGUGGUCACUUCAGGAUGUCUAGGAUUAGAGGGCUCAGACUUUCAGUGUCGGGACACUCCUGUUCCUCACCAAAGGAGGUCAAUUGAAUGUUGCACAGAACGGAAUGAAUGCAAUAAAGACCUUCACCCUACACUGCCUCCAUUGAAAAAUCGAGAAUUUGUGGAUGGAUCCAUACAUCAUAAGGCCAUACUGAUAUCUGUGACAGUCUGUAGCUUCCUUCUGAUUCUAAUAAUUCUAUUCUGUUAUUUUAGGUAUAAAAGGCAAGAAGCUAGACCUCGUUAUAGCAUCGGACUGGAACAAGAUGAGACUUACAUCCCUCCAGGGGAAUCUUUGAAAGAUUUAAUCGAACAAUCUCAGAGCUCAGGAAGUGGAUCAGGGCUCCCUCUGCUGGUCCAAAGGACUAUAGCAAAGCAGAUUCAGAUGGUCAAACAGAUUGGAAAAGGUCGCUAUGGGGAAGUUUGGAUGGGAAAGUGGCGUGGUGAAAAGGUAGCUGUGAAAGUGUUCUUUACCACUGAGGAAGCCAGCUGGUUCAGAGAGACGGAAAUAUAUCAGACAGUCUUGAUGAGGCAUGAAAAUAUUUUGGGCUUUAUUGCUGCAGAUAUCAAAGGCACUGGGUCCUGGACCCAACUAUACCUAAUCACAGACUACCAUGAGAAUGGUUCCUUGUAUGAUUAUCUGAAGUCUACUACCUUAGAUACCAAAGCAAUGUUAAAGUUGGCCUAUUCUUCAGUCAGUGGCCUGUGCCACUUACAUACAGAGAUCUUUAGCACUCAAGGGAAACCUGCAAUUGCACACCGUGAUCUGAAAAGUAAGAAUAUCCUGGUGAAGAAAAAUGGAGCAUGCUGUAUAGCUGAUCUGGGAUUAGCAGUUAAAUUUAUUAGUGACACCAAUGAAGUAGACAUCCCAUCCAACACUCGAGUUGGCACCAAACGUUAUAUGCCACCGGAGGUGCUAGAUGAGACUUUGAAUAGGAACCACUUCCAAUCCUACAUCAUGGCAGAUAUGUACAGUUUUGGCCUUAUUCUGUGGGAAAUUGCCCGGAGAUGUGUUUCUGGUGGAAUAGUAGAAGAAUACCAACUGCCCUACCAUGAUCUGGUACCUAGUGAUCCCUCCUAUGAAGAUAUGAGGGAGAUUGUAUGCAUCAAAAAACUCCGUCCAUCCUUUCCUAACAGGUGGAGUAGUGACGAGUGUCUACGGCAGAUGGGGAAACUCAUGACAGAAUGCUGGGCCCACAAUCCUGCAUCCCGACUCACAGCCCUUCGGGUUAAGAAAACACUUGCCAAAAUGUCAGAGUCACAGGACAUUAAACUCUGAUUGAAGGGAGAAAGUAAACAUCUGGAGAUAGCCAACAUAUUUUUUUUUCUCUUUUGUUGGCAAAACAGAAGAUGUUAAAGAUUUUCCAUAGUAGCAAUCUGGAAUGACAUCCUGCUCCUGAGCAGGAUCAGUCCACUUGCUCUCAGGGAAAACCCUGGACAAAGAGUGACAUUGCCAAUCACAGGCUCAAAGAGCCCGUAUGCAGGAAGGGAAGACCACUUGGGUAACUGAUACAAAAAUGAUGCAUGUUGCUUUCUGUGAAAGCCUUGUAUUUGGGGAUUUUUAAUGAAAAAAUAAUUUUUUUCAAAAUAAAACACAAUUUAAACAUAUAUUGUUGUAGUCAAAACAAAACACAAAGAAUAACUACCCAAAAAAUGGUACCUGAAGGGAAAAACAGAAUUACUUUCUUUUUUAUUUGUGAGAAUAUAACAUUCCAAACAAAACUAAAGAUAGUCUGUGAUGUUUGAGAAGUUGUAAUACCUUAAAAAUGACCUGUCUCCUGCUACAAAGACCACUUUGCUUAGUGCUAGAUGUAAGAGUUCUUGCAGAGAUCAGCACCCUGUUAGCCUUAUUACCACCCAGCUUGAUAUCUGACCAUGUUUUCACAUAUCUACAGGUGGUGGUCUUGGGCAGUUUCACAGAAUAUAAAAUCAUAGCACCGGUACAGUAUGUAGGACUUGAAUCAAAAUAAGUAAAUGGCAUUGUUAUUGUUCAGAAAUUCCUCAGAUUUCUGAUUCUGUUAUAUAAUUGCUGACAAAAACGCCUCUAUUUCAUUAAACCCAAACAAAUAUUUUUUUUCUUUUUCUUUUCUUUUUUUUCCCCAAGUUUUAAUUGUGGAAAUAACUGAAUAUUUCAUAUAAGUUUAACUCUCCCUGCAGGAAAGAUCAAUAGUGAGUGAAACUGUCAUCUGUUGAGAUGAAGUGUAAGUGCAUUAAGAAAGGAGAUUUUGCUUUGUUGAGUAAUCAAAGCAAAUCUGCUGUUUCUUUAUAUGUGUAAAAGAGCCAAGCUUAGAAGCAAAAUAAUGAACAUUUUGCACAAUGUAUUUCCUAUCAAAAAGGUGAAGUGCAUGACCAGUGAGGUAUUUGUGCAGUUCAAUUAAUAGAAAUCUAACUAAAUAUGUAGAGAUACAGCCUUCUAAAAAGAUAUCAGAGGACUUUCUAGAUGUCCCCAGAUAUGAUGACUUUGAGGAUUUAUUCUUUGGUACAUGUAUAUUAUAUCUGCAUCCCAGGAGGUAUUAUGCUUUUUGACUUCACUUUCAGAAUGUUGACCUGGUUUUUUACUGUAAUUGUUUUAAUCUGCUGAGGUGUGGUUCAUUUUUUAAUUUAUUUCUUCUUAAGGCAUUUAUCAGUUUACAAAUCACCUCAACUUUGGAGUUUUAACUUUGGAGUCCCAUGGAUAAGUCUCAUUAUCAAAGCCAAUAUUUCUCAGAAAAAUCAGUAGAGAUUUUUAAAAAUCAAAUCCUUCUCAACUCAUUAGAAUAAUAUUUCAUUUUCUAUUUCCAUGAUUUUCUUAGGAAGAGCAUAGAUUGGGAGAAAAGGUAAAUUCCUGGGUUUUAGCCAUCUUUUAAGACAGAUAUUGCAAGAAACUCUAGGGGGCAGUGUGAUGUCAUGUAUUUUUACCAUAAAGGUAUUUGCUGGCUUCAUAGAGACAAAAGAUUUUUGAAAACUUGGAAACUAUUUGAAAAAUCAAAGAGAAUUUUUUUUUCUGCAGCUGGUGAUUUGUUUCUUCCAGAAAAUAAAUCCUCCAAAAGUAUCUGUAAAGUCUGCUUGCCAUGCUGGUGGCAUUGCACUAUGUUCAAUAUUUUGUAAUUCAUUGUUCUGGGCUUUCCAUCCAGAUUUUAUUACAGCUGGAAAGAAGUGUUUCUUUUUUUCUGGUUGCUAAUAUUUUUCUUCUUAUCUUUUUUAAAAAAGGAUAUUGGGAUUUCGAAUCAGUUUUGAAUAAAAUGUAAGAUCUAAAUGCUGCUUUAGUCAUAAUAACUAAAAACUCAGUAGUAACUGAAUUGCCAGUUAUUAGCAUAAGAUAAAGUUCAUUUCCCUUUUUUAUGUGAAAAAUAUUCCUUUCAUUGCAUCAAAACAGGUUAGCUUACAUUAAGGUUAAUAUAUAUAUGUAAUUUGCAGAGAGCUUUUAUAUGUGUGAAAGCCAAGUUGUUCAGAGACAAAUGUGUUGGUUGUGGAAAUUCAGCAGUGAAGUAUUUGUAAAGAGGCUUUCUGGCCAAAGCACAUUAAUUACUCAGGUCUUUCCCAAAUUAAAUUUCUGUUAUUUCUCUGAAGAAAUGUCUUUUAUGUCCUUCUUGAUCAACUCUUAAGACACCUUAGAAUCAAAAGGAGAAUGAUUUCUCUCAAACUUACUUUCAGAUCCCUUGAAUCAUUUGAAAUCAUGAGUCAUUUGAAAUACGGAAGAAAUUGAAAAAUGGGUUUAGAUGUUUUUUCCAGAGUUGCUAAUAAAAAUAGCAAUAGGGAAUAAUCAUAGCCUAUCCCCCAUACUGUAUGUAUUAUUUACUCUGUUGAAUCAAGACAAAUUAUAAUGACCUUUUUAAUCACCGACCUCAAUCACUAUAAAAAGUAUUAAGAUAUAUAUUAAUUAGGUACUAAAGAAAAGACCAAUUAGGGCUUAUCUUAUGUAAAAGUUUAUAAUAACAAUUUAUGAAUAAUUCUUUCCUUUUGUUACAAAAACUAUUUUUACGGGAAUUGUUUUUUAAAAAAUCAGACUACUUACAAAAUACUAUAGAAUAGAAUAAUUUUAAUUUAAUUUUUAUUUUUAUGAAAGAUCUAGCAAAUGGGUGAAUGUUGUUAAACAGAGGAAGAGGGAGUAACCUGGAAAAUGUUUCUAUCAGUUGAUUGUUUACUUUCAGGAUUAUUCUUAAUUACAAACUAAUUUAAACUUUCUCCCCUCCCCUCAAAAUAAGAGAUUUUAAGAUAUCAAUUGGUAGAUAACGUAAUGUUUGUAUGUUAAGAUGUUCAGGUUUAUGUGUGUUUUUUAUAUAUGUGUACAUAUGUAUGUAUACAUAUAUGUGUGUGUGUAUAAAUAUAUAUUAUGUUUAAUUUGGAGUCUGGAAUAACUCCAGUAUGUGAUUAGGAAGUAAGAUAUUAUGGACGAUAAAGCACUAAAUGAAGCAUAAUAUUUAUUUAUGAUAAUACAUAGAUUGUUAAAUUUUGAGUUGUGAUUUCUCCAAAAACAAAAAUUUAUGAAGAGACAGAACUUUGGCUUUUCAGGAAAAACAAAACAGUAAUACAACAAGUCCAUUCUUUUCUUCUACAAUGCCUGAGGAAAGCAGUCUUGUACAGUGCUCACAGAUUCUGUUUACUGGUGCCAAGGUCAGCUUUGUUUAAUGCUUUCAUUGAAAUUCCAACUAGUCAGGAAUGAUAACUACAUUUCAUUGACUGAAGACCCUUUUCCUGUGUGUUCAAUUAGAAACAGCACUGUUUUAUGUCCAAUUUUCUAAUACACCUUUUUGAUGGAGGGCAUUACAGAGGUACUAAGAGAAGGGUAAUUUGAAAACUUGACUAUGUAUUUUUAAGUUACAGGUGUGUGGGGAAUUCAGUGGUGUAGAAGCUGCUGUAGCAGCCUGGGAAUGGACAUCAGAAGAAGUAACGUGUAGCACUUGUGAUUUCUCCUGUAAUAAACAAUGCCAUUUCUUUUGAAGAAAGCUUGGUGGCUUUGUAAAUUUUUUUUUAAUUUGUUUCAAAAGAAGACUCAUUUGUAUUCUUUUGUGGAACCAGUGCCUUAAUGAAUCUGUAUAUACUGUAAUUAUUCAGAAAUAGGGAACAAACAGUUAUAUUGUAUUUGGUACAAAUUGUAAAUGGCUUUGUUUUAACAUUCCCCCCAAAUAAAAUGGUAUCAUUCUCCCUAUGGAAAGAACAA